Nelumbo nucifera (sacred lotus) is the source of this 1726-nucleotide messenger RNA. NCBI's taxonomy places the organism in Eukaryota, Viridiplantae, Streptophyta, Magnoliopsida, Proteales, Nelumbonaceae. The record is from RefSeq and is a predicted model, not a curated record.
ACUGGGGACCCCUUUUUAUCGCCCGCUUUAUUACCCUCCUUUUCAGUACUAUCUUUCUGAUUUCUAGGGUUUUUGGUUUUCAUUUCUUUUUUUUUUUUUUUUUUUAACCCAAAACCACCAAAUCCAUUUCUUCUUCUUCGUCAUCUGUGUGAUUGAAUUCCUGGUUGCAGAUAAUUUUUAGUUUCCGCAGCAUCUCAAUGACGACUUCUGUGAAGAACAACUUUUUACCCCCAUCCAUAAUAUCUAAUCUACAAGACGUUCUAACUAGCAGAAAAGGUGGCGGCGACGAACAGUCCAAGAAGACCGACGAAUCUACAGAACCUUCUUCCUCUUCUUCCCCUCCCUCCUCUUCCGAUCAGGAUUGCUCCAAACCUGUUGUGUUAGUCACUAAUGCGGAUGGAAUCGAUGCCCCGGGCCUUACCUUCCUGGUUGAGGCUCUGGUCCGACAAGGUCAAUACAAUGUUCAUGUCUGCGCCCCCCAAUCUGAUAAAUCUGUCUCCGGUCACUCGGUCACAUUUUGCGAGACGCUUGCCGUGACUUCUGCUGAAAUUAACGGGGCUACAGCUUACGAAGUUUCCGGUACUCCUGCGGAUUGUGUCUCCUUGGCUCUUUCAGGGGCGUUGUUUUCGUGGUCAAAACCUGCGCUGGUCAUAAGCGGAAUUAACAGGGGGUCAAGCUGUGGGCAUCAAAUGUUCUAUUCAGGAUCCGUUGCUGGUGCUAGAGAGGCUUUGAUCUGUGGUGUACCAUCCCUCUCUAUAUCAUUAAACUGGAAGAAGGAUGAGAGCCGUGAAAGUGAUUUCAAAGAUGCGGUUGAGGUCUGUUUACCUUUGCUACAUGCAGCCAUAAGAGAUGUUGAAAAGGGAGCUUUCCCCAAAAGUUGCUCACUGAAUAUUGAAAUUCCCACUUCUCCUUCGACAAAUAAGGGUUUCAAAGUAACACGACAGAGUUUCUGGAGGUCUGUUCCAACCUGGCAAGCUGUCUCAGCAAACAGAGCUGGGCACUUCAUGUCCAACCAACAAAGCCUUGGCAUGCAGCUCGCACAGCUCAGUCGAGAUGCAUCUGCAGCUGGAGCAGCACGCCGCGUUAACACACAAAAGAAGAAUGUGGAAAUAGAAUCAGUAGGGGUUGCUGGAAAACCUGAUUCAGGACGAGCAGUGAAGAAAUUUUUCCGUCUAGAGUUCUUGGACAAGGAGCUAGAAGAUAUGGAUGAAGAUCUGGAUUGUAGAGCGCUUAAAAAUGGAUUUGUGGCAAUUACUCCCUUGUGUUUAUCAUCACAUGUUGAGCCUGAAACUCAAGCAUCCGCCUCUGACUGGAUUGCUACUGCUACUGUGAGUGAACAGUGAGCUUCCUCAGAUUGACGUGGUCCGUAAUUUGUGUACAUUUGAAGAUGGACGGCCCUGUUGAUCAAUUACCAAUUCAACUUGCAAAUGGUUAUGGUUUGUGUUUUUUUUUUUUUUCUUUUUCAUUUUUUUUUUGUAUUUUAUGAAGCCGAAGCUUCCUCUUAAAUUUUAACUUAAAAAGGUUGGCAUGCUGUGGUCACCAUGCCCGGUCUAUUCAGUUUCAAUUGAAACAAGCGUGUAACUUUUUUCUUAUUUAUUAUAUAUCUUAUUUAUUUUUAUCUGGAUGGGUUGAGUUGGUUUGCUUUUCUAGUUUUUUUUUUUGGAUAUGGCGGGGUCUGUGUUAACGAAUUGAAAUCAAGUGUUGCCUUUAUGGCAUGCUUUGUGUA